AUGCUCGUGUCCAACGCGAGCCUGAGCGGCUGCGCGGACCUCAACGUCUCCCUGCCCGGGGACGGACACCCGGCGGUGGGCGGCUCUCCGCGCUCCACCCUCACCCCGACGGGGAACGCGGUGGUGGCCGUGUGCUUGGGCUUCAUCGGCACUUUGGGACUUGUCAACAACUUGCUGGUGCUGGUGCUCUUCUCCCGCUUCAAGGUGCUGCGCUCGCCCAUCAACCUGCUCCUGGUCAACAUUUCCGUCAGCGACCUGCUGGUGUGCGUGCUGGGGACGCCCUUCAGCUUCGCCGCCAGCACGCAGGGACGCUGGCUGAUCGGGGAGCGGGGCUGCGUGUGGUACGGCUUCGCCAACUCCCUCUUUGGUAUCGUGUCCCUGAUCUCGCUGGCCGUCCUCUCCUACGAGCGCUACUGCACCAUGAUGACCCCCACCGAGGCGGACUCCUCCGACUACUGUAAGAUCUCCUUGGGCAUCGCCCUCUCCUGGGUCUACUCCCUCAUCUGGACCCUGCCCCCGCUCUUCGGCUGGAGCCGCUACGGCCCGGAGGGACCCGGGACCACCUGCUCCGUGGACUGGAAGGCCAAGACGGCCAAUAACGUCUCCUACAUCAUAUGUCUGUUUGUCUUCUGCCUCGUCGUGCCGCUGCUGGUCAUCGUGUUCUGCUACGGGAAGCUGCUGUGCGCCAUCAGACAGGUGAGCGGGAUCAACGCCUCGAUGAGCAGGAAACGGGAGCAGCGUGUCUUGUUCAUGGUGGUGAUCAUGGUGGUGUGCUACCUGACCUGCUGGCUGCCUUACGGCGUCAUGGCGCUGCUCGCCACCUUCGGCUCGCCGGGCCUGAUCACGCCCGAAGCCAGCAUCAUCCCCUCGGUCCUGGCCAAGACCAGUACGGUCAUCAACCCGGUCAUCUACGUCUUCAUGAACAAGCAGCCUGUGACGCAGGCAGACCUCCUGAGGAUUCAGCCUUCGCGUCAGACGGUGGUCUCCUCCCUACCCUCAAUACCAAACGCCCCGAAAGGUAAGACCAACUCUACUUAG
Molecule: messenger RNA, 1038 nt
Organism: Nerophis ophidion (straightnose pipefish)
Lineage: Eukaryota; Metazoa; Chordata; Actinopteri; Syngnathiformes; Syngnathidae
Product: vertebrate ancient opsin-like
Exons: 4
Coding region: 1-1038 (345 amino acids)
Biological process (GO): G protein-coupled receptor signaling pathway; visual perception
Cellular component (GO): membrane; photoreceptor outer segment
Molecular function (GO): G protein-coupled receptor activity
Source: RefSeq, a predicted model, not a curated record